CCACGUCUGAGUAGGGACUCAACAUCCAAAAGUACUCGUUCAUGCUGCAGCAGCAUCUUCCAGACCACGAGCGCAAGCCGUACAACACGCAAUGGCGAUGGUGGCUUGGGUUCCUCGGCGUCGGGAUCGGGUCCGUCGCGGAUUUCGCCGCGCUGUCGUUUGCCGCGCAGAGCAUCAUCAUGCCGAUCGGUGCAUUCACGCUGGUAUGCAACAUCUUCUUUGCCCACUACUGGCUCAAGGAAAAACUCACACGCAACGACCUGAUCGGCACGAUCCUGAUCUGCAUCGGCGCUGUCCUCGUGACCGUGUUUGGCGCGCAUGAGAACACCGAGUACACCCUCGACAUCCUCAUUCACUUGUACUACCGCUGGGACAUGCUCAUCUACCUCCUCGUGCUGCUCGUGGUCCUGUGGGUCUUGAUCGGGAUGCUGAAGAAGGCCGAGGCAGUCCUCAAGAAGAAAGGACCGACCUCGAACGAGUACAAAACUGUGCUCAAGAUCCAUCCACUGUCGUACGCAGGGUUGGCCGGCACGUUUGGCGCGCAGUCCGUCAUGUUUGCCAAGAGUACGGGCGAGCUCAUCAAGCAAUCGGUCAAGGGCGACAACCAGUUUGACAAGUUCCUCACUUAUGUCAUUAUCGCGGCUCUCGUCCUCACGAUCUCACUGCAAACGCACUGCCUCUCGCUCGGGCUCAAGUACUUUGACGCGUUGUACAUCGUGCCGGUCUUCCAGUGCUUUUUCAUCACGUUCUCCGUCAUCGGCGGCGCCGUCUACUUUGAAGAGUUUAAAGACUUUUCGACGACGCAGUGGAUUGUGUUUCCGUUGGGGGUACUUGUCACGAUUGCUGGCGUCGUCGUGCUCUCGUCCCGCGACAUGGAGCAUGAUGCGGGAGCGCCGACCGUGCCGCCGCCUCCAUCUUCCACGUCCACCGACUGCAUGGGGGAUAUUUCGAUGCAGCCUCGCAACGACCUCCAGCGACGGAACUCUGGGUCGUUUACGAGCAGCUUUCGUGUGUUGGAACCGGUACGGACCUGGCGUCGUUGCCAUCGACCUUAACGUGACGCAUGGUGCGCGUAGGAGUUUUGCCCCGUGUCCAACCCGGCCCAGCUCCUGUCACGAUCGUCUUCCGUCGGCGGCGUGUUCUACUCGACCCAGAGCGUCGUGAUGUCGUCGCGAGGAAACUCGGAUUUCGUCGCGGUGCACGACAAUGGAACGGAAAUGACAGACUUCGCCAGGCCAGUGCCCACCAAUGUCGCGAUGCCUGUCGACCCAGCCGUCCCCAACGGUCCGGCAGUCGACGUCGCGGAAGUAACCCCAGUAGUAGUAGUCGACACAGCACCUCCGAGUGAAGAGGUGCCGGUGGGGCAGCCGUAGGAGCUAAGUCGUCACGUGUCGCCAUCGUCAGGUUUCCACUUUGUUGAAUCAUAUUUUGCUUGCACUUUCGUUGCGAUGGACCCCCUUUAACAACCCGGCAUGUGCGCAAGGUUGCAUCCGGCGUCUCGAACGAUGCAACUCGCGUUCGAAUGGGAGUUUCCUCCAGUGGUGGGGCGUCGAC
Aphanomyces invadans is the source of this 1554-nucleotide messenger RNA. RefSeq lists its product as hypothetical. Lineage: Eukaryota; Oomycota; Saprolegniomycetes; Saprolegniales; Verrucalvaceae. Gene Ontology annotation, biological process: magnesium ion transport. The transcript is spliced from 3 exons. Gene Ontology annotation, molecular function: magnesium ion transmembrane transporter activity. The record is from RefSeq and is a predicted model, not a curated record. Bases 42 to 1055 code for a protein of 337 amino acids. Gene Ontology annotation, cellular component: membrane.